GGAUGCCCUCUUCCCCACCACGGGGGGGCGAGCUCUGCCUGGCCCUGUACCGAAGCAAGAAGCUGCACGGAAAGACGAAGAAGGACGCCGGCCGCAACAGAAGAAGCCAAAGCGAAAGCCAAAGGGGCAUCUGGUGGCCGGCCCUGCGGUUUYCCUCGAUCGKGGWAUUCYWGRACGAAACCCAGGGGCAGUGGAGCCCGGGGGACUCGGACCAGAAKGMCCGCCACAAGCUGGUCCGGAGGGCCCUGAGGGAGGCCGUCCGAGGGGAAUCCAUCGAGACGGUCCUGUACCUGGGCCGGCCCCCCUCGGACUWUUGCGCGGCCGACGAGGCGGCCCGCAGGGGCGUGGAGGUCCGGGACCUCUCGGAGGGCCUCCUGGCGCUCACCAGGCAGGCCCGGUCCCCCCUGUUUCCCAAAAGGUUUGCCCGGGGGGGACCGGGCGGGGGGGGAGAGCCCUGCCGCGAGCUCUUUCGGAGCUUCUACGAGGGCAUGGACCGGGCCAUGGCGAGGAUCGAUGCCGAUGCUUGCGGGGACAGCAGCGAUUCCGACAGCGACAGCGAUUCCGAGAGCGGCGAGAAGCGCUCCUGGGCCAGCCAGGGCCGGGCGAUCUGGGAGGACUACCACAAGGGAGGCUCCMGACUCCGGGCCGGAGACCCACCGCGAGAAGAGCAAGAGCGAGACGAUCCACAAGAUCUAGAAGACCCACAAGACCAUCGGGARCACCACUUACAAGAACACGAGGCACAAGGCAAGCAAGAACGCAUGCAAGCACAAGCCCAAGAACACGAGCAAGAACAUGCACAUGAUCAAGAACAAGCACAUGAUCGAGAACACAUGCAUGAACAAGAACAAGAAGACGAAGACGAAGGAGAUGCCUCCGAUCCGCACAACCCAAACAACAUUGACAACAACAACAUCAACCACCACCACCAACGACAGCACCACGACGACCAGUCCGUCUCGGCCCACAGCGCCGCCGCCGUUUCCUACACGGAGGCCUCUCUGAUGAGCCGGACCGAGACGCACGCCCAGGCGCAGGAGGUCUCGAUGCCCUCUCCCCCGUCCGGYCUGGAAUACGAGUCCGUCCUCGAAUCGGACAAGCACGACUUUGACCGCAUCUGGCACAAGCACCAGAUGGAGGGCUGGGACCGAUUCCUGGAGGAGGACGCCGGGGACGGAGGAGACUCGAUGGUCUACACGGCACCCAACGGCUACCGCUUCGGCUCGCACGGGGCCUUUGUGCGCUACCUGGAAGACACCUACGGCUAUUGCGGGGAGGGAUCGGGAUGUCGGUCUCGAUCUCCGUCUCGCCGGGGCCGCUCCCCCUCCCGGGCCGAAACCAAACGCGSCGGAACCAAGCGCGCCGGAAGCAGGGGCCGAUCGGCCUCUCGCUCCCGUUCCCGGUCCCUCGAUUCCCGCGACGCCGGGUGGACCGACCUCUGGCUCUACCUGCGGAACACCCUCGGCUGGACCUACGAGUACCCCACCCGCGAGGACGCCAAGAAGCACGGGAUGGGCACGACGGCCAUCUGGUUCCGCCCCGGCUUUGGCGCCAAGCACCGGGGCCGUCUGGGGAGGGACCACUUUGCCCGCGAGGAGGCCGUCGCGGACUACUGCAGGAAGCACGGCAUAGUCGUGCCGGGGCAGGGGGCCGGGCCAGACGAGCCCCACGAGCAACACGAACCCCACAACAAGCACGGCAACCGCCACGACCACAAAAACUACCAACACCAACACGAACACCAACACGAACAACAACACGAACAACAACACGAAUACGACGACGACGACGACGACGGAUACACCACCCCCGACGACCAGUCGACGGUCCCCCAGGACCCCGGAAAGCCACGGCUCGCCUCCCCCCAGGACCCUCCCUGCCCCGGCGAUUCGGGCCGGUCGGGGGGAAGCUCCCACAGCGAGGACGACCCGGACCGGUACGUAUUUCCGGUCCUCUGGGACCGACUCACCAGCAAGGGCUGGUCCUGGUGCAAGGCCCGGAACCACCUGGACGACUACUGGUACGUMCGGACCGCGUCCAUCCGGCCCGUUUCGGAGUGGAUCCGGGGGACGGACUACUUUGUCACCGAGGAGGAGGUCGUUGCCUUUUGCAAGAAGCGGGACGACCUCUCCAGGAAGGAAAGGGAGGCCCGGAGGAGGAACCAGCUCUUGGGGGAGCAGUCCACCAGCAAGAGCAAGAGCAACAAGAAAAAGAACAAGAGCAGCAGCAGCAGCAGCAGCAGCAAUAUCAACAAGAACAAGAAAGACCAAGCACCUGCAGCAUCUGGUGCUAAGUCUGCGGCUGCCGGUAGGAAGCGGAAAACCGCCGGCCGGAAGCCGAAAAAGCCCUCCAAAAGGCCGAAACAGCGGACCGACAACCAUCUCCCCACCCUCGCCUCCUGCGAGGACGCCAACCUCCGGGUCGAUUACACCAGCAAGCGCUACGCAAGGACCCCCCCCUGGGUGGCCAAUCCACCGGUGUACAAGCACGCGCUCUGUCUCAACGCCACGGGCAUGCACUAUUGCGGCGGGUACUACCUGCCGGCGGGGGAACAGGGCAAGAACCGCAAGAACGCGGUCCGCUUCGCGAGCGUCGAGGAGUGCGCUUCCUACUUUGCCCGCAACCCGGGCGAGCUGGCCUGGAAGGCGAGGRCCGACGGCGACGGCGAGCCCUCCACCCCCGAAGAGAAGGCCUUUGACCGGCUGGUCCGCUACGCCCUCGUUCCCGGCCUGCAGUCGACCUGGUCCACCAUCCGGCCGAUCAGCCGCUCCGAGACGGCCUUUCUGCUGACCAGGCUCGGAUACCAGCGGCAGCAGCAGCAGCAACAACAACAACCACAACAGGUUCUCGCCGCGAGCCGCGGCGGCGACCGGUGGGAGCCCCCGGCGGCCCUCGUCUGCGAGGGGAUCCUCGAAGCCUCSUACGGGUCCCUAGAGGCCCUCUGCGAAGCCCUCCGGUCCGUCGAGGGGGACCUGCGGAACCCCCCGGGACACAACCACAGGCGGCGCAGGGCCCGGACCGGAGAAGACGGCGCCACGACGGACCUACAGUUCAAGGCCCUCCGCCUGCGYAUCGCCGAGGGAUUCUCCGAGGCCGACGACGAGCUCGAGGACGAGUCCGAGGCCGAGUUUGACGACGAGCCAGAAGACCUUGCGGACGACAAAGCUCCAGGCGGGGGGGCUGGCCCYUCCUCCCCCACCGGCGGCGGCACCGACAAGGGAAACGAUGGGAAUCUUCCCCGCCCGGCGUCCGCGAGACCGCAGGCCGGGAACGGCCCUUCCGGUGGGGCCUCGAGCCAMCCGGAAGCCGGCGACCUKRCCUCCAAAAAGAGAAAGUGGGCCCCGGCAAGUGACGAGACCAAGAGCGAAGCCGAAACGGACGAAGAGAGCAGUCGCGACGAAAGCGAAUCUGAAAGCGACGACGAAAGCGACGACGAAAGCGAUGACGAAAGCAACGACGAAAGCAUCGAUGAAGAAAGCAAUCACGAAAGCAUCGAUGAAGAAAGUGAGGCCGAAAGCGCAGCCAAAAGCACCGACCAAAGCAUUGACCAAAGCAAUGGCCACGUAUCGAUGACGGAGGGUUUUGGAGACGAUUCGGACGAAGCGCUCGCCCUGAGCCCUUCCAAGAUCAAGGUCGGUAGCUACCGAAAGAAUCCCCACGACAACACCGCACCCUGGGCCACGAAUCCACCCCGUGCCAAAAGUUGGACCAAACUCUAUCAAAAGAUGGGCUUUGCGUUUAAAAAUUCGGUUUAUCACCUKCCGGACGAAUCGCACUCAAAACACACGGAACGCUUUCCGAGCAUCGAAGAACUCAGGAUCUACUUGUGCACCAAGGGGAACUGGCACCAGUACCUCCAGCGACUGGACACCGMCGGCGAACGAAAUCUCGUAGCGCGGCACAUCCGUUACKCCCACGUUCCCGGAAACCACCACGAKUGGCGCCGGCUCCGGCAGCUCGAGAUCGACGAAAUCAUUCUCUUCCUGACCCUCCUCGGCUUUGAGAAGUCCGGGAARUUUGAUUGGUGGGGGAUACCGGACGGGGUUCCACAGGUCGGGGGCACGGCCUAUCCAACCCUGUCGGCACUCGGCAACGCCCUCGUGCGGGUUCCAGACCUCGAGGAUCGGACGAUGGGCAUGAGCUACCGCAGGCGAUCCCGAAUCACCGACGACGAAAAGGUCCUGAACGACUACCAGAUGAUGGCCCUGCGCCUCGCGAUCGCGGAGGGUCUCCCCGACGAGGAUAUCCCCCGUGGAGGGGGCGAGGAAAAAGACGAGGCCCGGACCAGCAACGAGACUKCAGUGGGUGUUUCCGAUGAACCCUUGAUWGAUUUUUCGAGUGACGCCGUGGAACGGUUGAUCGAGGAGACGAUAAACCCACCGAAAAUCUGGAGAUUGCUUCAAACGCUGGGAUGCUCCUGGUCGGGCRCCAACUUCUACAUCCGUGGACUCAAGCGAGUCUUCUAUGUCCAGAACGAGAUGAUCGACUUUCUGCUGAAGCACGGCGUCGGCGUYCUGGACUGGGAUSGYUGCACCCUGGACGAAGCCGGCGUCGCAUCCGUCGUCCGUUACCUCAAGGCCUUCUACAUCCGCGGCUGCAGCCUGUCGSUCGUCGAGGAAGCCCUCGCGAUGGUMACGAAGACCACCGURCGGCGGUGCCUGGAAUCUCUCGGAAUCCACGAAGAAGACGGGGCGUACCGCAUCGAUUCCGAGGAGCUCACCGAAUCCGACGUCGUCAACGCGAUUCGGAGCAACCCCGACCUUCGCUUCGUGAAGCGGAGGAGCUCGUCCCCGAUCAAGCGGCGCCGCUCCGGCAGCGUCGACCCACUGACGAGGCUCGAGACCCUGGCGGUCCGGUACUGGGCGGCACUGUCCGAUGCCCCCCUGCCGGGCAUGCCGAGCCCCUCGGCGAUCGGUGCCCACCGGGGCGGGGGAGCAACGGAAGCACCCCGGGGCUCCAUCGAAGAACAGGCGUCGGACACAAAGGAUACCCGAAGCACGGAAACAACACAAGAGAUCCGGUGGGGGACACCGGAAAGGCCCAGCGUUGCCCAGCCGCCACCGGAACCGUCGGCCAAUGCUGCCGAAGUACCCGAAGAAWCCYCGACACCAUUGGGAGUUCCCGGCAAACCUAACGAUCCCRCUCAAUCCCCGAAUGCAAAAGAAAGCCAAGAUCCGGUUAACGAUAUCUCCGCAAAGCCCCCGWCGGAACCCAUGGAUUCUGCUGCUGCCUCCGAAAACGAAUCUCUCGAGCCACCGCCGAUCGAAGCUUCCCAAAAGAACGCUUCAAACCGUACUGUGGAAUCUGGUUCCGCUCCGAUGGAAGAGGAUUUGGAAGAUUGCAACCCUACAACCUCGCUAAUCGAAGCUUCCCAAAAGGAUGGUUCGAACCGUGCCGUGGAAUCUGGGUCCACUCAGAUGGACAAAGAGGAUUUGCAAGAUCACAACCCGGCAAACUCGCCAAUCGAAGCUUCCGAAAGGGAUGGUUCAAAAAAUGCCAUUGGAUCUGGUUCCGUCCCGAUGGAAGAGGAUUUGGCAGACRGUAUGCCGACGAAUUCCACCAAUGACCACGAGCCCGUUUCUGGUUCUCCGGAAGCAACGCUAGCAGCYACGGAAGGAGAUUAUUCGAAAUCGAGCUUUGCCACCCAGGAAACCGAAAACGUUCCGCUCGAGAAGGAAAGAACGGCGUCGGUCGCAAAACCCUUCGUCGAAGACUUCCCGGUGGCACCGAAUCCGUCGCUCUUUCAGUGCGCCGCCAAAAUCGCCGAGCUCCACGCCCGGCAGAGGAARAACAAGCAAGCCAAGACCGGUGUCAAAGCCAACAGGCCGCGCGCUAAWCCCCUGGGGGAACCCGCUGCGAAUGUCGGCUUUGCCAGCCCGAAACCGGCCAGAGCCGAUCGCUGCCACGACACGGGGUUCUUUUCUCCGAUGCACGAGCCGCGCAUGCAGGCCUCCGAGGAAUUUGCCACACCAAAACAGUACAACGGGAGCCUCUCUUCGCCCGACAAGGAGAACGGGAGGCCCGAGUUUGCCCGCGACGACGAUAACGACAACGACAACGACAACGACCGCCACUCAUACUCGGGAGAAGACCAGCACGGUUGGUUGACCCAGCCCGCCUUCGAGGGCAACGAYGGGGGCGACACCGAAACCGGGGAGGACGACUGUUCCAUCGAUACCAUGGAACGCCCGGCCAGGUUCGACCUGAACUCCACGGAUUUGCUGACGCAAGGCGACGAGAGCAACGACGGCGAAAACUGGUUCGACCGAACCAUAUUCUCGUAGACAAAUGAUACCAUAAGCCCACUGCAA
Pseudo-nitzschia multistriata is the source of this 6311-nucleotide messenger RNA. The record is from the annotation of a GenBank genome assembly. NCBI's taxonomy places the organism in Eukaryota, Bacillariophyta, Bacillariophyceae, Bacillariales, Bacillariaceae.